This is a messenger RNA of Physella acuta, 3609 nucleotides long. RefSeq lists its product as uncharacterized. The record is from RefSeq and is a predicted model, not a curated record. Lineage: Eukaryota; Metazoa; Mollusca; Gastropoda; Physidae.
AUGGCUGGGGUUCAAUGUUUACGUUUGCUAGGUUGCCGUAAAUUUUCCUAUGCAUUUAUCAGCAGCCUAUUAAAAUAUAAAGGGAAAUUUUAUAUUAAUUCGAGAACGAUUCACGAUCAUAUUCUAAAAGGCAAAGUUGUUAAAAUUGGGUGCGCUAGUGGAUUUUGGGGUGAUACAGCUUGCGCUGCACCACAACUUAUUUAUGGAGCCAAGUUAAACUACAUAGUGUUUGACUAUUUGUCUGAAAUUACUAUGUCAUUGCUGACUGCAGGCAGAAGAAAGUCACCAGAAAUGGGCUAUGCUCCAGACUUUGUCCAAGUCAGUGUUGCACCCUUUAUAAAAGAUAUCAAGAAGAGAGGAGUUAAGUUGAUAAGUAAUGCUGGAGGCAUCAACCCUUCAGGAUGUGCAGAAGCCUUGCGCAAGAUUUGUGCUGCUGAAGAUGUUAAGCUUAAGAUUGCUGUUGUCAAGGGAGAUGAUCUGAUGCCACAGGUAAAAGAACUGCAAAGGUUAGGAAUCAACGAAAUGUCUUCAGGUGAAUCAUUUCCAGAACAGCUUCAUAGUAUGAAUGCUUAUUUGGGGGCUGGUCCUAUAGCACAGGCUUUGUCAAUGGGCGCAGAUAUUGUGAUAACAGGAAGGUGUGCUGAUAGUGCUCUGGUGUUGGCACCACUCAUACAUGAAUUUGGCUGGACCAUGGAUCAGUUUGACUUGCUGGCUGCUGGCAGCCUGGCAGGGCACCUGAUAGAAUGUGGAGCUCAGGUCACUGGGGGCAUCUUUACUGACUGGCAUUUAGUGGAGGAAUGGGACCAUAUUGGCUUUCCUGUGGUAGCCGUUGGGUCAGAUGGCAACUUUACAGUCAGCAAACCACAGAAGACAGGGGGGCUGGUGAACAGAGGGACAGUGAGUGAGCAGCUCCUGUACGAGAUAGGUGACCCAGCUCAGUAUUUCCUGCCUGAUGUGGUCUGUGACUUCACCCAGGUUGAGAUUGAUGAGCUGCCCAACAACAUGGUCUAUGUGAACGGGGCCAGGGGAAACCCUCCAUCUGGCGAAUACAAGGUUAGUGCCACAUAUGCUGCAGGCUACAGAUCAACAGCGGCUUGUGUUGUUGGGGGCCCUAGGGCCACUGAAAAAGCUGAGAAAACUGCCAAAUCUGUACUCACUAGAUGUCGACGAAUAUUUCAUCAGUUAAAUAUGGAUGACUUUACAGCUGUGCAUACUGAGGUCAUAGGUCGAGAUCGUAGAUCUGAGGGUGAAAGAAGUUUUACGUCAAGUACUCUGGGUCCCAAGGAUGUUCUGCUUUGGCUAGCUGUGACUCACAAGGACAAAAAAGCUCUGGAAUUUUUUACUAGAGAAAUAGCCCCUGCUGGAACUGGCAUGGCCCCUGGGUUAUGUGGGAUCAUUGGAGGUCGACCAAAAAUAUCUCCAGUGCUUAAAUUAUUUUCAUUUCUUCAUCCUCGCAAUAAUUUUAAGAUAACCAUUGAAAUGGAUGGUGAGGUGGUCAACUACAACCAGCCCAGUGUCCCCACUGCUGAGUACUUAACCCAAGCAUACCCUGCCAGUGACAGAAACGGCAAUGGUGAAAACAAAGUAUGUAAUGACGUGGAGCUUCCUACUGGAAGUUUUGAGUUCAGGCUGGAGGAUCUAGCAUUUACUCGUUCUGGUGAUAAAGGAAACGACUGCAACAUUGGUGUGAUAGCCAGACAUCCCGUGUAUCUGCCAUUUAUCAGAGCACAGUUAACAGCUGAGGCUGUUGAAUCAUUUUUCACCCACUAUUUUAAAAGCAGCACUUCAGCAGUACCAGUCAAGGACAAAGUUUUAAGGUUUGAUGUGCCUGGUGUUGGUGGCUUAAACUUCAUAUUAAAGGGCUCUCUUGGUGGGGGUGGAAUAGCAUCACUACGCAGUGACCCACAGGGAAAAGCCAUGGGUCAAGAACUGUUGGAUUUUAGAAUUAAAAAUGUUCCUGAUUUGAAAAAACUGGCCCAGGAGGCAAUAACCCAGAGUAGCUAGAAGUCACAGUGGUUACAAAGCUACUGAAGGUUGGUGUUUGCAUACUCCUCCUUGGAAUUCAGAUGCCGGUACAUUGGAUUCAUAUAUAAUAAUAAUGUAUAAUUUUUCAUUGCCAUCAAAAUUUGAAAUACUUUUUAAAUAGCUAUUUGGAAUUCAUUUCCCUUGGCAACAAUCAUGCAGAAACAGUUAUUUAAUUAGCACGUCAAAAGAAAGACAAUGUAUAACUGUUUUAAAGGUUGUUAAUUGUAUAUUAAAAUUAUUAUUGAGUAUUACCAAUCAGCAGUAUAAAAAUUAUACAAUUUAUAAUUUCUUAUUAAUUUAUUUUAUGUACAGUUAUUUAGUUAUAUGUAUAAAAUAUGACUACAACAGAAAGCUUACUUCGCUCAAAACUAGAAACAAAAUAAAACAGCUGCAUGAGGUUUUUUGACACUGGAUACAAACACACAAAUUCACUUACCUUUUCAGUAUUUUGACAUGUUCUUUCAGGUACUUUUUUAACAUAUCAUCAGGAGAUAUGUGGUUAAUAAAAUAUUUUUUAAUGCACUCAGGUCAAUUAAUGAUUUAGCAUGUGUGUAGACAUUUGAAGAGAUGUGUGAAAUUCUUUAUUGUUAACAUUUUCAAAUGAUUUAUGUGUUUUUACUAUAAUUCUGUGUUGUUUUUGGCCAUUGAUAGAAUGAUAUUUGUAUCUAUUGUAAACUAUUGUUAGUAUUUACUUCCACAUGCUUAGGUUUUAAAAUUAAAAACAAUUUUUUUUUCUAAAAAAAUGCAAACACUUUUUAGCAAUGAACUUAAUUGUUUCAAAUCAAAAAGAAAUUUUAACUAAUUUUGUCUAUGUAUACAAAGACCCCCCAUGUUCAUUGCAUUAUCUACAUGUUUUUAGAAAAUUGUAUACUUUUUCUCUAAGUUAAAUUAGUUUAUACUUAAGUGUGAACUGAUAUAAUUUGUGCGUCAGACGUAUGGGUCUUUGAGUUACGGUUUAAUACUUACCCUUUUUUACUUUUUAUGCUUUAAUGUUUGAAUUGGCUGUACUACAAAAAAAAGAUUAUUUUUUGUAGGUAGUCUAUGCAACUUCACCUCCACAACAAAUAAACAAAUAUUACCAACACAAGUUAUUGUAGGUGAUUAAAUAGCAAAGAAUGAAAAUAAUAAACAUCACAUCAGGAGCAACAGACAUGACACCAUUGCACACAGUGGGUGUAGCAGCAUGUCUUUGGUCAGACUUUUUUUUAAGUUGAAGCCAAAUUUUAGAAAAAUAUUUAGUUAAUUUACUAUUCCAUUUUCAUCCAUUCCAAUUUCUUGUAACACCACUGCUUUUCAGUUUUAUGUGAAUCAAUUUUUUAAACUAUUUUACAUUUUUUAAUAUAUGCUUUCUAUUUGAAAAAAUAUCAGCACACCCACCAUUUGAAACUUUUUGUUAUAUUUAGGUAGAAACAUUUUCUGGUCUUUUUUAAAAAGUAUGAAUUGUAUUGUUCUAUUUGUUAGGAAACCCUCUAUUAUAUGCUGAUAUAAAACUUUCGCUUAUAACUUUCAAAGAGUUUUAAAAGCUUAAUUAAAUUAUGAUGUUAUGGCUAAUGUGCAAUGAAUAAAGUAAAUUUUAAAAAGACA